Tricharina praecox is the source of this 286-nucleotide messenger RNA. RefSeq lists its product as uncharacterized. The coding region runs from base 49 to 261 and encodes 70 amino acids. NCBI's taxonomy places the organism in Eukaryota, Fungi, Ascomycota, Pezizomycetes, Pezizales, Pyronemataceae. The transcript has a single exon. The record is from RefSeq and is a predicted model, not a curated record.
UUCUCGUUUCUUUUCCUUUAUUUUUCUUUUCUUCUUCUUCUCUCGUCUAUGCGUGUGUGUCUGUGUGUGUGUCUGUGUGUGUGUUUUUGUUUCCUUUCAGUUCAGGGCUGCCGUUUGGUUGAUUUGGUUAGGUUGCAUCUGGGCGGGGCGGGGGGGCAUUACAUGGCUGGGUGCGGGUGCGGGUUUGCGGGGCUGGAUUGGGUUUGCGGGGCUGGGUUGGGUGUGCGGGCUGGGUUGGCGUGCGGGCUUGAUAGGGCUUGAUAGGGCUUGAUAGGGCUGGUGCAGG